Fusarium poae is the source of this 2739-nucleotide messenger RNA. RefSeq lists its product as uncharacterized. Gene Ontology annotation, cellular component: DNA replication preinitiation complex. Gene Ontology annotation, biological process: DNA replication initiation. The record is from RefSeq and is a predicted model, not a curated record. The coding region runs from base 1 to 2739 and encodes 912 amino acids. The transcript has 5 exons. NCBI's taxonomy places the organism in Eukaryota, Fungi, Ascomycota, Sordariomycetes, Hypocreales, Nectriaceae.
AUGUCCUUUUCCGCCAUUGCUGGCAGCGACGCGUCGCGUCCAGCGCGGUCGAGGAAUUUAACCCCAAGCUCUGAGGGGAGCUUGAAUCACAAAGAUGAGCUGCAUUCACCUGAAAAACGCCAGAAGAAGAGGGCCGACUCUGUUACCAUGGAGCAUCUCUUGAAACCCUCAAUUGCUGUCAAGCCGCAUCCGCCGAAGCUUCAUAUCCAGCCUCGUAUCCUCCACCCAUUGAUGGUCCUCCCUCGCGAAUGUCUACCGCUGUCCUGUAUCGAUUUCCAUGCCACAAAUGUCGACCUCGCCACUUACCGCUUGUUCGAAGCCAACAUCAAGAUUAUGGACCUGGAAAGCCGCAUGGGUUCCGUCCCUGUCGUCCUUCUUGCCAGAAAAGAGGGGAGUCGCGCCGUAUAUGCUCUCGAGAAGCAGGAGAGUGGACUUUAUGUUGUAUGCAGACUUGGUCCAUGGGUAAACCUGGACCUCUUGGCAGACAGUGCAACGGCCGUCUGUCGAGAACGCCUACAUCCAACUACUAGAAGCGACCCCCAAAACCAGAACGGCCCGUCUGCGAUUACUACGCCCCAUAUACACAAGGAAGAGAAGAUGAAACGCGCCGCCAUAGAGGCUUUUCAGUCUCAAGUUCGCAAACGACCAAGAUCGCAGUCUGUUUCAACAUUGGCCGAAUCCGUGAAACAAGAGGCAACCGAAGCUGCGACGCCCACGGAGUCGAAGCUUCCAUCCCCAAUCAUCCAACCAGAGGAACUUGAAAAGAAGUCAAACAAGCACACGGCGCAGCUACUACCUUUGGGAAUCUCAAGUGACGCCAAGACCGAAGAGCCUUCUAAGCAACAAACCGCAGAAGACAUUUUUGAGACACUCAGAACUCAGUACUUCGACAUGCUAUACAAGUCUAUGGGAUCACUCGCCUAUUUUGCUAAAGGGCCACUCUCCCGCGCCCGUUCGGCGUUCCAUCUCGAUCUCGAAUCAAAUCUCAACUUAGCUGACCUUAUCGAGUUUUUGAAAAGCCUUGUUCUCACCACCGUACAGAUCGACAAAAAGUAUCGCCAAACCAUUCCUGCGCUUAUUGCACAGAUGAAAACAACAGUCGACAGUUCCGAUGAGGGUCGAAAAAGAAAGCGCAGAGCCAGGAGAAUGAAAAUUGGCAAGGACGGCCUCUAUCCGCACGAGCAAGCUCACAUCAGAAAGUGGUGGACUACCAACAAGCCCGAACUGAAAGAUGAUGAAACGGACGUGUCUGAACAUCAAAUCAAAUCCAUCACUUCUAUGCUUCACACAAGAGAGACUCAACUCCAGAUGAUCAUUAUAUUGGAGAUUCUUGCAUUGACUCCUCUGAAGCCCGCAGACGAUGCUGAAGACAGUCAACUUCCUCUGUUACCUGGCGCUGCUGAGUCUCAAGGUGAUAUGGCUCCUCCAUUCGCCAAGAAGCGGAACAAGCACAACCUACCUGUGCUUGUGGAUGUUCAUGCUCAUCGUUUAACAAUCUGGCAUUCCACUGCAUCUGAGGAGCAGUUGCUGCUGGAAGAUUCGCAAAUCUCCCAGGCUCUAGAUGGACAGUCUCAGCAGAAGUCGUCUUCAGAGCCUCUCAAAGACUUCUGCGUAGAUAUCAUUGUGCCAUUCUUCUCUCACAGGCUACCGGAGCUUUGUGAUUCAAUCAACCACAUGUUAGGAGGGCCCGUCAUUGUGAAGCCCUCAAGGCCUAAGGCUUUGAGACGGCCAUCGAGUAAACAAUCUCCCAAGCCGGGUACACUAGCCAAACGCUCCGUGUCAGGGCAGCCUACAAGAACAUUACAGAGAGCGCUUUCAACAGAGCAGCAGUCUCGACGAAGUGCUUCGAGAGGCCCUAGCAACAUGAUUGCGCUUAUGCGAUCCGCAACUACCACUGCCUUGCCAGGAAUCAAGCGGGAAGCAAGCGACCCUGCCUUGGUCAAGUCAGUGCUGGGCAAUGAUCCCGACUUGAUGAACAGAAAGAGUGGCCCUUUGCCACGAAGCAGCAGUGCAACUUAUUUGCAGGAUGCCAAGAUUAGCAAGAAAGCACAAGUUGAAGCAGAGUUGAGGGAUGCCAUCUCUUCCUUGAGAAAGCCGAAUCGCCAGGUGGUUGGCCAGGCGCUAGCUGAAGCAGCAGAGCGCCGCGCAACCGUGAGUUCUUCGGCAAAGAAAGCGAGAAAGCCAGUCAAAAGUUCCUUCGGUACGCCGGUUGUAAAGGCGACACCGGCGAACGUGCGUUUCAAGGAUGUGUUUGCCUCAAGGGCCAAUGCAAUGGAAACGCCCCUGAUAAGUACUGAGGAUGUCAUUCCUCCUUCCAGUCUUCCUUCAAUGGUUCCCUCUACAGGUUAUCGUGGAGGAGGCCAACGGGACGCUUUUGUACAAAGCCGAACUCCCGAUUUUGAGAGGAUUGGUAGUACGCCAACCAAGACUGGAUCAACCUUUAUUCGGCGGCCUGCAGAUGAUCCAGAUGUUUUACCGUUUCCGCCUUCCUCGCCAUGUUUGGAACGAAAAACUGUGUCCGCUGCGAAUCUAUUUAACUUUACAGGCAUUACGGAUCGCAAAAGAAAGGUCAGUUUCGAAUCAUCUCUAAACGACGAGAUCUUGGCCACGCCCGUCAAGGCUAUCAAAACAAAGAGCAUAGAAGGCCUCGAAAACAUAAGAAUGGAACCUGAACCCGCCAAGCAGGUAUCAAUUUAUCAGAGAUUGGGAUGGGAUGACGAUAUAGAUGACCUGUUAUGA